Molecule: messenger RNA, 328 nt
Organism: Habropoda laboriosa
Lineage: Eukaryota; Metazoa; Arthropoda; Insecta; Hymenoptera; Apidae
Exons: 2
Coding region: 88-285 (65 amino acids)
Biological process (GO): mitochondrial respiratory chain complex I assembly
Cellular component (GO): mitochondrion
Source: RefSeq, a predicted model, not a curated record
AUGUCUACCUAUUAACCAAUGUAGUAGAACUUCCAAAGCCAAAAAAGUAGACAUAAAUGUGAAUUGACAUUAUUUGCACAAUAAACGAUGGAAGCAGUAAAGAAGGCAAGAGAACGAUUUAGAAAGUAUCCAGUUGUUAUUGCACAGUGCCAUGAAUCUGGAUCUAAGUACGCCGCAUGUGUAUUGGCAAAGUCUAACUUGAAGAAAAAUGAUUGUGAAAGUGAAUUUAAGGAAUUUAAGGCAUGUUUAACGAAAGUUGCUGCAAAAAACAAUAUAAAACUGUAAAGAAAAAAAGAAUGUUAAAAAUAUUUGUUUCGUAAGUAGUAUA